Messenger RNA from Acanthoscelides obtectus, 487 nucleotides. NCBI's taxonomy places the organism in Eukaryota, Metazoa, Arthropoda, Insecta, Coleoptera, Chrysomelidae. The record is from the annotation of a GenBank genome assembly.
AUGAAAUUGUUGGUGAAAGAAACGAGUGUGGUGGCCACCACCCACCAUAUAAACAGCAAGUACGAACAAGGAACAAAUCUUUUCGAAGGGGGACGUGAUAUUACCAAUAGAACAAAUAUAAUUUUGAGGCGCCUAAUAUCAAAUAAUUUGGCAGUUAGGUACAAUUAUUUUGGAACUAGACAAGAGAAGAAGGCAUUCAAAGCUUCAUUUCUCAACAAGGUUGUAAUAAGGGCUGUUCUUUCUGGCACCAAAGCUACCAAACAAGAUGUGUGAAGGAGAUGCCAUUUUGAUAAAUGUCAGACAUUUAGAGCAAGAUUUUUACAAUAGUGGUUAUAUUGAACAAGAUCUAUGCAUCACCUAUAUGCGAGGUAGAUUCUUCACAACUGUGCGGCUCUAAGGACCCAAGAAUACAUCAAUGCUUAAUCUGAUGCUCACAAAACGAUUGUUUCAUUCACUAAGAUCAUAUUUAAGUAGAAAGCUAAUAUGC